This is a messenger RNA of Venustampulla echinocandica, 894 nucleotides long. RefSeq lists its product as uncharacterized. Lineage: Eukaryota; Fungi; Ascomycota; Leotiomycetes; Helotiales; Pleuroascaceae. The coding region runs from base 1 to 894 and encodes 297 amino acids. The record is from RefSeq and is a predicted model, not a curated record. The transcript is spliced from 4 exons.
AUGGGUCGCUCACAUCUCUCUACUUCGUGCAGACAACAAGUCAAAGCCAGCGAAAUGCACGCGCCUGGGAUCUCAGCCUUUGGUUUGUUGUUUUAUGUCACGGCUCUCACCCCAUUGGCGCCUCCUCUGGCCGCGUUGGCAGGUCCGCCAAGGGGCACUGGAACUGGUGGAACGCCUGUGGGUAACGCUGGAAACCGUGGAAACGGGCCGGGGCAUGAUAUGAUGACAGCCAUGCGAGGUUCGUCUGUUGGGUACCGCUACAGGAGUGCUACUCCGUACGUACGAAGGACGCUGGAAUCUUGCGGCCCUCUGUGGGGCAUGGGGCACGGAGGAGUGGGAGUGGGACUUGGUGUCACCAUCAUUUCUUUCAUCUCGAGGGCUUCCGUGGCCGCUGCGUCCUGGAAACUGCUUCUCUCCGCCAUCCCGCCCAGCUCUCAGGUUAAUGAUGUCUCUACUCGCCUGUCUACUCCCGAAUCGUGCUACGUACAGUGCUGUACAGCGCCUACGUCCGUGGUUCUCACAUCUACAGUAUAUUCCACCGGCAGUGAACCCAGCAAUGCAGCCAUCCUUCCGAGACACAAGGUCCGAGUUCUCGCAGUUCUCGCAACAGCUAAUCCAAGGUCUCAGUCCAGCACAGAUGAUGCUCAGCCGCACAUUUGGCAUGAUCCACGACCCGACGAUGUGGUCACUAUCUGUCUCAGGGCCCCUUUUGGAAAUAGCACGCGUGGCGGUAGGCCUUGGUCUGCCCAUUACUUGGCACCUAAGUGCCGUUCGAUACAGCUAGGGAGUAUGGGGGCUAAUCCCAGUUCCAGGAUUCCGGUAGGAACAUUCGAUAUGACUGAGCACCCAGCACUGUCAGCAAAGCCAGCAUCGCCCAGCGGACCUGCCCUAUGA